Messenger RNA from Medicago truncatula (barrel medic), 2068 nucleotides. Its product is annotated as probable nucleolar protein 5-1. The record is from RefSeq and is a predicted model, not a curated record. Gene Ontology annotation, molecular function: snoRNA binding. The transcript is spliced from 9 exons. NCBI's taxonomy places the organism in Eukaryota, Viridiplantae, Streptophyta, Magnoliopsida, Fabales, Fabaceae. Gene Ontology annotation, cellular component: small-subunit processome; box C/D methylation guide snoRNP complex. The coding region runs from base 181 to 1842 and encodes 553 amino acids.
UAUAGAACCCUAAACCAGCGCCUCCUUCUUUGAGUUGUAGACUGUAUCUUCACCAAACCCUAAAUUAGGGUUUAAGCUUCAACACCAAAAUCCCCAAAUUCGAAUUUGUACCUGAUUCAACCACGUUUUCACGCCGCAACACUCUUCUGAUCUUAAGGUUUAUUUAUUUAAGGUGAUAAAAUGCUUCUACUGUUCGAAACACCGGCCGGGUUUGCUAUUUUCAAAGUGCUUAAUGAAGGAAAGCUUUCUAAAGUUGAGGAUUUACAGAACGAGUUUACCACUGCUGAUGCUGCUAGAAAGGUGGUCAAAUUGAAAGCAUUUAACAAAUUUGCGAAUACUUCCGAAGCUCUAGAGGCAGCUACUUUGCUAAUUGAUAGCAAAGCUAGCAAGGGUCUGCGCAAGUUUCUACGUGUUCAUUGUGAAAAUGAAACGUUAGGUGUUGCUGACUCAAAGCUUGGGAAUAUCAUUAAGGAGAAAUUGAAAAUCGAAUGUGUUCACAACAAUGCUGUUAUGGAGUUGAUGAGAGGUGUCAGAUAUCAAUUGAAUGAACUCAUAGCAGGUCUAGCUGUUCAAGACAUGGCCCCUAUGAGCUUGGGUUUGUCUCAUAGCUUAUCCAGAUACAGGCUGAAGUUUAGCGCCGACAAGGUGGAUACUAUGAUCGUUCAGGCUAUUGGUUUGCUUGAUGAUCUUGAUAAAGAGCUGAACACGUAUGCCAUGAGGGUUCGUGAAUGGUAUGGUUGGCAUUUUCCAGAACUUACCAAAAUCAUAGUUGACAACAUCCAAUAUGCAAGGUCUGUCAAGUUGAUGGGUAAUCGCAUUAAUGCUGCUAAGCUUGAUUUCUCUGAGAUUUUGUCAGAGGAGGUUGAGGCAGAGGUGAAGGAAGCUUCAGUGAUAUCAAUGGGAACUGAAAUUGGUGAGCUUGAUUUGUCAAAUAUUAGAGAGCUCUGUGAUCAGGUUUUGUCUCUAUCAGAAUACAGAGCUCAACUCUAUGAUUAUCUCAAGAGUAGGAUGAACACCAUUGCACCCAAUUUGACUGCUAUGGUUGGGGAGCUUGUUGGUGCUCGACUCAUUGCCCAUGGAGGAAGCCUAAUAAAUCUUGCAAAGCAGCCUGGUAGUACUGUGCAGAUUCUUGGUGCUGAGAAAGCUCUUUUUAGAGCACUGAAGACUAAGCAUGCAACUCCAAAGUAUGGUCUCAUCUACCAUGCAUCCUUGAUUGGUCAGGCCGCUCCAAAGUUCAAGGGGAAAAUUUCUCGGUCACUUGCUGCAAAGACUGCUUUGGCUAUCAGGUGUGAUGCAUUGGGUGACGGGCAAGAUAACACCAUGGGAUUGGAAAACAGAGCCAAGCUGGAAGCACGUUUGAGGAAUCUCGAAGGCAAAGAACUAGGCCGCUUUGCCGGUUCUGCUAAAGGGAAGCCCAAGAUCGAAGCAUAUGAUAAGGAUAGAAAGAAAGGAGCCGGAGGACUGAUAACUCCAGCUAAGACAUAUAAUACUGCAGCCGAUUCAGUUAUUGAACCAAUGUCUAAUUCUGCAAUGGAUGAAGAUACACCAGAGCCUCCUGUUACUGACAAAAAGAAAGAAAAGAAGGAAAAGAAAGAAAAGAAGAAAAAGGAGAAAAAGGAAGAGGAGGUUGAAGAUGUUGAGGAACCAGAAGAGGAAGUUGUUAAGAAAGAAAAGAAGAAGAAAAAGAAAGAUUCUACUGAAAAGGCAGAGGUGCAGAAUGGAGACCAUACUUCGAAUGGAGGAGAAAAGAAGAAAAAGAGGAAGAAGCAGGCAGAGGAGGAAGACUCUGCUGAGAUGCCGCCGAGCAAAAAGAAAGAUAAAAAGAAGAAAAGAGCCGAGUAGAGCGGAAUAUAUGUAUCAGCUAAUCAAUAUGGUGACUGGUAACCAUUUUUGUAUACUUCUGGAGCUCAGUAGUAGUUGUUUUGAUGUUUUAUUCGCUUUUCAUGUUGAUGCAAUUUGUAGGUCUAUGAAUCCUUAUUUAUUUAAUGGGAUAAGUUUUGUUUUUUCUGACUUCAGUGGAUAAUAUGUGGUUUAAUUAUAUAUAAUUAUUUAUGUUUGUGAAUGGAAA